Messenger RNA from Entrophospora candida, 667 nucleotides. The record is from the annotation of a GenBank genome assembly. Lineage: Eukaryota; Fungi; Glomeromycota; Glomeromycetes; Entrophosporales; Entrophosporaceae.
AUGGCUAAUAUGGACGACCUUAAACUUUUGCGCGACGAUCAAGAAGCCAGAGAAUGGAUAUAUAUGGCUAAAGUAAAUGGUUUCAUGUUGUUUUAUGAUUACGAUGAUUUCAUGGAUGUAGAGUUGGUUGAAAAUUCCACUGACAUGAUAAUAAAAAAGGCUGUUUUAAGGUCAUUACAAAAAGUCGUAACUUUGUCAACAUCUAAAUUAAAUAAUCAGUUCUCAUUGAGGCAUGUACUUUUAGAGGUACAAAAGCUUCGUAGAGUUUCAGCCCAUGACAAUGUUUUGAGCUAUAUAGGUUUAACACAAGAGCCUAAUGUUAAUACUGUUACUAUGGUUUUAGAUUAUGCUAAUGAUAAUUUACGAGAUUAUUUAAGUGACAAUGACUUAUCAUGGGCUAAAAAACUCCAACUUGCCAAACAAUUAACAGGUGGAUUAUAUUGUCUACACCAAUAUGAUGUGUAUCAUGGUAAUUUGAGAUCAGACAACAUUGGUAUGACCAAUGGUAGAAUAAGGCUACAUAAUUUUGGACGGUACAAAAAAAUAGAAGAAUCUAAAAAAACUUUGGCUCAAUAUUUUGAAGAAAUACCCUAUUUAGAUCCUCAGCAUCUAAAGAACCCAGAAAAGUUCUUUAGAGAUGAAAUUAUAUCUGAUAUAUAUAGUUUAG